CAGUAGCUAUUUCUAGAUAUUAAAUAGCUAAGUUGGCAACAGUGGACAUCAUAUAGUUUGUCUAAAGUUCAUAAUAACUUAAAUAUUUAAGAAAAAUGUCGAGGUUAUUGUUUUCAGCUCGAAGAUUAUUGCCCCAACAAGACUUUUUGCUUGCCGCCGGCUCAUGCAUUUCAACGCAAUCAAGAGGAAAGGCCUCAACUCCUAUGAACACAAUUGUGAUGUUUGUUCCACAACAAGAGGCCUGGGUGGUAGAGCGAAUGGGAAGGUUUCAUAGAAUUCUUGAUCCCGGCCUUAAUAUUUUGGUGCCUGUCGCCGAUAAAAUCAAAUACGUUCAAAGCUUAAAGGAAAUUGCUAUAGAUGUUCCCAAACAGAGUGCCAUUACUUCCGACAACGUGACACUCAGCAUUGAUGGAGUGCUAUACUUGCGCAUUAUUGAUCCCUAUAGAGCUUCCUAUGGUGUGGAGGAUCCGGAAUUUGCUAUUACUCAACUGGCCCAAACGACAAUGAGAUCUGAGCUUGGAAAAAUGUCCCUGGACAAAGUGUUUCGGGAAAGAGAAUCUUUGAACGUUAGCAUUGUCGAUUCAAUAAAUAAAGCCAGUGAAGCUUGGGGAAUCGCCUGUUUGCGCUACGAAAUCCGAGACAUCCGGCUACCAACCAGAGUUCAUGAGGCAAUGCAAAUGCAGGUUGAAGCCGAAAGAAGAAAGAGAGCCGCUAUUUUGGAAUCGGAGGGAGUUCGUGAAGCUGAAAUCAACAUCGCUGAAGGCAAACGAAAGUCAAGAAUUCUUGCAUCUGAGGCCGAACGUCAAGAGCACAUAAACAAGGCUAGUGGCGAAGCUGCUGCCAUGAUAGCAGUGGCAGAUGCUAGAGCUCGGAGUCUGCAAGCUAUUGCAAAGUCUCUGGCACAUACGGACGGUAAAAAUGCAGCAUCUCUGACAUUGGCAGAACAAUACAUCGAAGCUUUUAAGAAAUUGGCAAAAUCGAAUAACACAAUGAUUCUACCAUCAAAUCCAGGAGAUGUCACCGGAUUUGUUGCCCAAGCGAUGGCAGUUUACAAUCAUGUAUCUAAGCAGGGUAUCGAUACGUUGCCACGGAAUAUCGAAAACUGCGGUGAUACGAAAGCUGAAUACAAUUCACAAAAUGAGGAAAAAGCGGCUGUAAAAAUUAAUAUUGAAUAAAAGCAUAUUAUUAAUAAUAGCAUCUAAAGCA
Drosophila innubila is the source of this 1206-nucleotide messenger RNA. RefSeq names its product stomatin-like protein 2, mitochondrial (gene Stoml2). Bases 96 to 1175 code for a protein of 359 amino acids. The record is from RefSeq and is a predicted model, not a curated record. The transcript has 7 exons. Gene Ontology annotation, cellular component: membrane. Lineage: Eukaryota; Metazoa; Arthropoda; Insecta; Diptera; Drosophilidae.